Molecule: messenger RNA, 1294 nt
Organism: Dryobates pubescens (Downy woodpecker)
Lineage: Eukaryota; Metazoa; Chordata; Aves; Piciformes; Picidae
Gene: NME9
Product: NME/NM23 family member 9
Exons: 5
Coding region: 901-1266 (121 amino acids)
Source: RefSeq, a predicted model, not a curated record
UUUAAAAUUUCUUUUAAACUCAUAAUAAGCACCAAAGAUGAGUUUCAUCCUUCGUGUAUCUUGGAUUCUACUGGCAAAGACCUGCUUGUGAGGUCCUUGUGUAAAGGAGGUCCUGAAGGUGGGUAGGAAGAUGGAAAAACAUGGCAAGUCAAAUCUCUCCCCCAGUCAGUGCUACAGGGUGCAGAGGGAGGUUGCUAAAGGCCUGCAGGUGUUUCAGAGCUGCCAUGACCUGGCACAGGUUUGGCUGCUUACAUAGAUCAAAAUUCAUCUGUUUCAUGGGACAGUUGUUCAGAGGACCUUUAGAAGUAGGAGCCUGGAGAAGGAGAGAUUCCUCCUGAAUGCAAGUGUCAGUGAGUGUUUCUGACAGUUUGUCUUUAGAAAGAUCACUGUGAAAGGUGGAAGAGCUAGGAAGUACAAGAAAAAUUCAAAGGCUUAAAAACCUGCUUCACAAGGAUGUGUAAAGGAAUUUUCCCCUAAGUACACUGCACAAGUGAUCCAACGGUGCGUUCCCUGCAUAGGAGAGAGGGUUUCUGAGAAGAGUUUAGUAUGCAGAAACGUUGGAAAAGCUGAAGUAGGUCUUGAAAGUCUCCUUCAAAUCUUGAAGCAUUCAGUCUUCAUGAGAGGAAUACUGAAGGAGAUUGGAUCUGUUGGAGUCGGUCCAAAGGAGGCCGCAAAAAUGAUCCAAGGGCCUGGAACACUCCUUUGAAGAGAGGCUGAGAGAGAGUGGCUUCUUCAGCCUGGAGAAGAGAAGGCUCUGAGGACACCUAAUUGUGGCCUUUCAGUACUCAAAGAAGGACUGCAAGAAAGAUGAGGACAGACUUAAUAAGCAGGACCUGGUGUGACAGGACACAGGGGUGAUGGCUUUAAACUAAAGGAGAGGAUGUUUGAACUAGAUAGAAGAUGAACAUCAGUAGCCAGGAGCUUUGGGAAGAAAUGCUGUGUCUCAAAGGACUCAUCGUUGUUGAUGCAUUUCAAGCCUGGUGUGGUCCAUGCAAAACCGUAGUGGAUCUGUUCCGAAAAAUAAGGAAUGAAGUUGGCAGUCAUCUCCUGCAUUUUGCUGUGGCUGAAGUUGAUUCCAUCGAUGCUCUCGCCGAGUACAGAGGGAAGAGUGAGCCUGUCUUUCUGUUUUAUGCAGAAGGAGAAUUAGUAGCAACAGUAAGAGGACUAAAUGCACCAUUACUGCAGAAGACCAUCCUGGAACAGCUGGCAGUGGAAAGGAAGAUUACAGAACAUGGAGGAGAGCAUGUUGAGGUCAUCAAUCACUAAAUCCCUAAAUGCCUGUAGCUGUGCAUAC